Messenger RNA from Helobdella robusta, 324 nucleotides. RefSeq lists its product as hypothetical. The record is from RefSeq and is a predicted model, not a curated record. Lineage: Eukaryota; Metazoa; Annelida; Clitellata; Rhynchobdellida; Glossiphoniidae. Bases 1 to 324 code for a protein of 107 amino acids. The transcript has 2 exons.
AUGAGAACUCACAACAGCAGAGUAACAUUCUUCGUAGUCAUACUUCUCUCUUCAUCAUGGAUGGUCUCAAGUUUUGAAGCCGAGGAUUUGAAACCGAUAGAAAAGACAAGAGCAAAAAGAGAUUCCUACAUUAUUUCACCAAACUUAUACAAGAGCAUCGAACAACUGGACAAACUGCUUUCAGGUUCUUUUAGGUCAUCCGCCGCUCUGAACAGACCAAGAUACGGUAAGAGAAUGGAUUUGAACCUACAAGUGAAAUCUCCGUCAGAACUGAUCAAAGAGUUGGAAGAUAUAUUGGAAGAAAUUAAGAUGUUGAAGCCGUGA